AUGAAUCCGGAUACAAAUUAUAUUCGUUUAAGGGGGUUACCUUUUGCGGCAAAGGAAUCUGAUGUUAGGAAUUUUUUGCAAGGUCCAGGAGCUGUUCUGAUUAUUUUGAGGAUCAAUGCGAAAUCGAUAACUUUCACUUUAACUUCAAACGGCAGGGCAAGUGGUGAAUGUUAUGUCGAGCUGGACGAUUUGGCUGCUGUUCGAGAAGCCAGAAAGUUAGACCGAAAAGAAAUUAGCGGUCGGUACAUUGAAGUAUUUACCGUUUCGGAAGGUGAAUUGGCUAUGAUGAUUAGGCAUGGUGUCCUAAAAAGAAACGGUGGUGAGCCAGAUAGUCGGUUUGUGAGUAACUAUGUGGUACGUCUACGAGGGCUUCCGUACAGUGCAAAUGUGGAGGACGUUAAAGAAUUUUUCAAAGGCUUGGAUGUAGCGGACGUGGUUAUCGACAAGGAAUCGGGGGGUCGCCCUUCAGGGGAGGCAUUCGUGCGGUUGGCAAGCAAACAGCACGCGGAACUGGCUCUCGAAAGGAGCAAAAACCACAUGGGCUCGAGGUAUGGGUCUGUGCAUUCCACCUUUCUUAGAUAUGUCGAGGUUUUUCGGAGUUCCGGUGAAGAAAUGGAAAACAGCGCUGCAUUAUCCCGAGGUGGUAUUCCAUUGAUGCGCGGACCUGUCCCUCUUCGAGGUUUGGGUCUGGGAUCUGGUCGUUUUGGAAGGAGUCAUCUCUCAGAAAGCCGUUAUGGAGGUCCAAUCAGGGGUCCUUUAGGCCCUCCUAGGCCUUCUCCUUAUGACAGGCAUUAUCAUGAAAAGGAUAGGUAUAUGCGUUAUGACCCACUUUAUGAUGAUCUCGAAUAUGAUGCAGCAGCUAAAGUAUUUAUGAGAGGUUUACCUUAUAAUGUAACUGCAUUGGAUAUCGAAGAAUUUUUCAAACCUUUAAAUUGUAUGGAAAUUAAAUUGGGUUACAAUGAUGAGGGUCGUUUAUCUGGUGACGGUAUUGUUUUGUUUUCCACAAUGGCUGAAGCUCACGAUGCACUUUCUAGGAAUAAAAAAAACAUAGGAACCAGAUACAUCGAGCUAUUUCCUGGUACAAACAUACCUUGCCCACUGAAAUUUACUACUUUUCGAACUAUUGGAGGCUAUUCCGCUAUGAGAGGCCCCUUAAGCAGCGGAUAUGGCAGAUACAGUAAUUUUGCCGAUGGUUCGUAA
Enterobius vermicularis (human pinworm) is the source of this 1200-nucleotide messenger RNA. Lineage: Eukaryota; Metazoa; Nematoda; Chromadorea; Rhabditida; Oxyuridae. The record is from the annotation of a GenBank genome assembly.